Colletotrichum destructivum is the source of this 972-nucleotide messenger RNA. RefSeq lists its product as uncharacterized. The record is from RefSeq and is a predicted model, not a curated record. The transcript has 2 exons. Bases 1 to 972 code for a protein of 323 amino acids. Lineage: Eukaryota; Fungi; Ascomycota; Sordariomycetes; Glomerellales; Glomerellaceae.
AUGCCCGUCACCGAGCUCUCCCAGCACCCCAUCGUCAACUUGGGCCCGCUGACGACCGUCUUCACGGCGCCUGCGUCCUGCACCACCCGGCCCCCAGUCCUCUACCUCGCCAUCAAAGACGGCUACCCGGACCGCGCGUCGCCCUUCGCCCCGAAGGAAUGCGACCCCUACGAGCCGCUCGGCGACUGCUUCCCGUCCGGUGCCGCCCUUGACGACGCACAUGCAUCCGCCUCCUCGCUCGGGUUCCCCAGCGCCGGAACCAUCAACUACUUCUCCCCGGCGAGCGCCUGCCCGGACUCCUACACCACGGCCGGCGUCGCCGCCAAGAACGACCGUGGCGAGAUCACCAGCUCCGCCGGCGUCUUCGAGCCGCCCGUCGUCGACAUCCCCGCCGGCUCCGGUUCCGAGGGCACGCCUCUGGACGGCAUUAUCGGGGGCAACCCCAUUUUCAACGUCCUUGCCGAAGCGCUUGAAGACGGCGAGACUGCCGUCAUCUGCUGUCCCGAGGACUACACAGUUGGCGUCGCUGGCGGCUGCUUCUCCGAGGUGCCGGGCUCGGUCUACGGCGAGACGACAGCCUGCCGCGUCGCCGCCUACUCCGAGGACAACUGGAUCUGGGCCAACGCCACCAUCACGUACAACGACACCGUCGUCACCGGGUCCAUCAUAUCGUACACGGCGACCAGCAACGUCCUGAGCACCACGACGGCGACGGUGCCGCCGUUCUCCGCCGACGAAAACAUCUUCCAGCCCGUCGCCUCCCGGCCGGCCGUCACCUUGAUCUUCAACGCCGCCGAGGCGACCACCACAGGAGACGACGCCAGCGGCAGCGGCACAGCCGCGCCGACGGAGACUGGGACGAGCGCGGCUUCCGGGUGGAGGCUGGGCACUUCUGGUGGCGGUGUCGGUGUUUUGGCGACGGCGUGGGCGGUUGCGGCCCUUGCCGGGGUUGCGCUUGCGGCGCCCUUCUGA